Messenger RNA from Plodia interpunctella (Indianmeal moth), 1574 nucleotides. Its product is annotated as juvenile hormone epoxide hydrolase-like. NCBI's taxonomy places the organism in Eukaryota, Metazoa, Arthropoda, Insecta, Lepidoptera, Pyralidae. Bases 57 to 1532 code for a protein of 491 amino acids. Gene Ontology annotation, biological process: epoxide metabolic process. Gene Ontology annotation, molecular function: epoxide hydrolase activity. The record is from RefSeq and is a predicted model, not a curated record. The transcript has 8 exons.
UCCAAAUUCGGUAAUUAUUAAUCUCAAAAGGGGAGAUAGACACAUUACCGCUCAGGAUGAAGAUAACAAAGUGUUCGAUGAAGAAACAUAAUAGUAUCAGUAUACCGGCGAAUAAGCAAGUGUUAGGACGUGAGGACGUGACAAAAAUGGCUCGAGUGCUGACAGUCCUGGCUGUGGUAGCCAUUGGCGUUGGGAUAUGGUAUGCUUGUCCAUGUCAAGACUCGCCACAAGCACCAAAACUGGAUUUAGAAGAAUGGUGGGGCCCUAAUGAGCUGAAGGGGAAGACUGAUAGCAGUGUACGACCAUUCCAGAUCAAAUUUGAUGAUGCGCUAGUACAAGACCUGAAGUCUCGUCUCAAGAACCACCGCCCUUUCACUCCACCUCUUGAAGGUAUUGGCUUCGAAUACGGCUUCAACGGCAAAACUUUGGAAACCUGGGUCAAGUACUGGGCUGAUCAGUACCCUUUCAGUGAACGGGAGAAGUUCUUGAACCAGUUCCCUCAGUACAAGACUAAUAUCCAGGGUUUGGACAUCCAUUUCAUCAGGGUUAAAACUCAGGUCCCUCAAGGAGUGCAAGUGGUACCUCUCCUACUCAUGCAUGGUUGGCCAGGCUCUGUGAGGGAGUUCUACGAAGCAAUCCCACUUCUGACAAAGCAGAGAGAAGGUUACGACUUCGUGUUUGAAGUCAUUGUUCCCAGUAUACCUGGAUAUGGAUUCUCUGAUGGUGCUGUUCGUCCAGGACUGGCCGCUCCACAAGCAGCGGUCAUCUUCCGCAACCUGAUGCAUAGACUUGGCUUCAAGAAAUUCUACAUCCAGGGAGGAGAUUGGGGUGCAUUAAUCGCCUCAUGUCUCGCCACGUUGUUCCCUGACGAGAUAUUGGGACAUCAUAGCAACGCUGCUAUUGUUCAGACCAGCGGAAAUAUGUUGAAACAUAUCCUGGGAUCAUUCAUGCCUUCGUUAGUAGUGGAAUCCAAUCUGAUGGACCGCAUGUAUCCUCUGUCGAAGUACUUCAGCUUCCUCCUUGAAGAGAUGGGAUAUAUGCACUUGCAAGCCACCAAGCCAGAUACUGUUGGCACGUCCAUAAACGACUCCCCGGCUGGUCUCCUCGCUUAUGUAUUGGAGAAAUUCUCGACUUGGACCAGAGAAGAACACAGGUCCAAACUGGAUGGAGGUCUAGAAUUCCGCUUCACCAAGGAUCAGCUGAUUGACAAUCUCAUGAUAUACUGGACCUCUAAGUCUAUGACCACUUCUAUGAGGUUUUACGCUGAGAAUAUGAGCAAGAAGACUUUUGCGUUGAAAAUUGAUGAAGUCAAGACUCCCGUACCAACGUGGGCCCUGCAAGCCAAACAUGAAAUCAUGUACAAUCCACCAAGCUUUCUCAAAGUUAAAUACAUGAACUUGAUCAACACGACUGUGCUUGAUGAUGGCGGACAUUUCUUUGCACUCGAGCUUCCGAAAGUUUUCGCGGACGACGUGUUCAAAGCUGUGAAAGCUUUCAGAGAAUGGCACGCGAAAAGGAAAUCUGAGCUGUGAUGUGGUUUAGGUUAAGUUUUGUUUAUAAAAUUUUGUUAUAUU